This is a messenger RNA of Malus domestica (apple), 1463 nucleotides long. Lineage: Eukaryota; Viridiplantae; Streptophyta; Magnoliopsida; Rosales; Rosaceae. The record is from RefSeq and is a predicted model, not a curated record.
AAUUUCCGGGAGUCAGGAUGGCAUGCUUAGAGAGGGCAUCCCCAGCUUUGAAGGGAAUUCUGCUCAAACGGUACCGGUGAGUCCUCAGUGUGUACAGACUGAAUUUCAAAUAUUGUAGCCAAGAUGUGAAGCUAGUAAUAAUGUGUGGGUGGAAAAUACCUCAUCAUAUGGUUUUUUAAGCAGGCAUUUUGAUAUCUCUUCCGAUGAUUUUCGUGUAAUAAAACAGUCUUCGGCAUCAGAUACGCAUUAUAUCUACUUGUCAGUGUCAACCCCGCUCCUUUCCCAGGGAGUCAUGCGUCCGUAUGGGAUUUCGCAAUAUACUAAACAGAUGGUAAAGGGAAUUCGUCCUGACAUUGUGGAGAUUGUUGAACCUGCAAAAGAAGGAUACCAGCUUACUUUAAGACUUGAUUUUUCUGAGAUUCCAAAUGGAAAAGAUUCUGUGAAGGUAAUUGCAGACAUUGCUGCCGUGCAAGCAGUAAUCUUAAGUUCUCAGCUGAAAGAAAUGUUGAUGAAUGUUAACCCUCAAGAUGCAUCGCAAGGAAUGUAUAAGCCACUCAAACUCGAAUAUCACCCAAGAGAGCCUUUCUUUAUUAUUAGACAGCCGCAGAAAAUCAUAGCAGUAUUCCCGAUACGUUUCAAAGACAAAACAGAUGUCAUUAUUGCAACAGCAUUCUUUCAGGAGCUUAUGGAUGUCGGAAGUUGUGAAAAAUGGAGGAAAGUGCCUCCUUGUUGCUGGUCACCCAUUCCACCUCCAGAGUUAAGAGGAGAAACUUUUGAAGAUUUGAGUACGAAUGGAGGAUUUGUCUCUUUUGAGAUUACUUCACGUCAUGUCGAAGGUAAAAGACUGGACAAGACAGUAUGGAGUUUACUGAAUUUCUAUGCCUAUGUUAAAUACCAUGUAAAGAGCACCAGAAGUUUUAUUCAGAGAAGGAUGAGAAAGCGUCUUGAAGGACUGGUUGAGGUCCUGGGUAAGCGAAGAAACACAGAAGAAGAAGAAAAGGACGAGGAAGAGGAAAAAGAGGGAAACCACAAGGUUCCAGCAAAUGCAGGAUGCAUGAACAUGAGAAAACUGAUCAAGAUAUCAAAACCUAAAGUCCUACAGCGAAGAUAUGAUGACUUGAGCACGAAAUCAAGAGAAUCCGUUGGCGGAUUAAAAUCCAUGGCUUUGGGCGUUUUCGUCGUCGAUGGUUGAAAAUGCCAAAGUUUUCUUCUUCAAUGGGAUAUAUCAGAUUAGAAUAAGUUAUUUCCCUACCUUAUAUGUUAGCUAUUUAUGACAGCAAUUAGAAUAAUGAACAAUGCCCCCUUUACUGCUACUUAUGCAGAAACAAUACAAAGACUGUAGAUACCAAGUGAGUACUGUUUAUAAACCUUCAUGUGUUUUAAACUGGAACUCUAUCGUAGCUUAAUUUGUAUGUCUUGAUAUGUAAUUCUGUGAAAGUCAGAUAAACAGACCAGAUUGAUAA